Molecule: messenger RNA, 1015 nt
Organism: Cherax quadricarinatus
Lineage: Eukaryota; Metazoa; Arthropoda; Malacostraca; Decapoda; Parastacidae
Source: RefSeq, a predicted model, not a curated record
GAAUCAUUACUUUCCUUUCAGUGUCCUUCUAAUAAUACAGUAAUGAAAGUGCUCUUGUUUUAGGAGACAUAAAUAUUCACAAGAAAAUUUCUUAUAAAAUGAAUAUGAAUACACAAUCUAUUUAAGAAUAUGUAACACUAUCAAAUUAUAUGAAUCCCAACCUUUAUUCUUUAGUGAGCACACACUGAUUUACUUUUUUCUAGGGACUGGAUGUAUAUGCAGAAGACAUACAACAUAACACAGUCGUUGGUGUGCUCCACUGGAGAUGAAAAACCUUUCGCACCACAGCUGAAGCAUCUUCUGAAACAAGAGAACAAAGUUCCUCAUGAUCUUGGAAUCGUAAUCCUGUUGGCACUUUCUAUUGGAAUUCUGCAAGACUUAUACAAAAUAUUAAGACUGAGAAUGAGGUACAUGAAAUGGGAAAACUUUAAUUUCCUUCUCUGCACUACAACUACCUUCAUCUUCAUUAUAGAUAUUACAUCAUGUUCUAAAAGCACAAACAUGAGAGAGCCAGAAGUAAACAGUCGACCAAACGACGGUUUGUAUCCUGAAAAGUUCGCAUGGUGGGGCGUUCGUAAGCCGAGAACUGGCAGUGGCUGGUGGGAGUAGUAGCUGUAGUUACAUCAUGGUUGAACGUGUUACUAAUGACAAGUGCCUUUCUGAUGACAAAUGUCUUCCUAAUGACAAGAAGUGUCUCCCUGAGGACAAGAAUUUUACGCUUUUGUAGCUCAUCCUUCUUCCAAGUCAUCCACCUCCUUCGUACUCUUUUCUGGAUUACUUUUCCUCUAGUAGUCAUAGGAACACUGAUAUACAUUAUCAUACAAUAGGCAAUCAAAGGAGAAAUUGCUUAUAAUCAUGUCUGGGACAGUGUAAUUCAAGUCAUUUCUCAACCGUGGGUUGGCACAGCAAUAUAUGUUGCACUAACUAUAGUUAUCUGGUUUGAAAUGUUUGAUAAGAAAAUUAAAAAAAAAAAAAAAGUACAUGGAUAGUCAGUCUACUUUUAUUGUAGAAAUAA